This is a messenger RNA of Phyllostomus discolor (pale spear-nosed bat), 978 nucleotides long. It is a transcript of the gene NME4, whose product is annotated as NME/NM23 nucleoside diphosphate kinase 4. Gene Ontology annotation, biological process: CTP biosynthetic process; GTP biosynthetic process; UTP biosynthetic process. NCBI's taxonomy places the organism in Eukaryota, Metazoa, Chordata, Mammalia, Chiroptera, Phyllostomidae. The coding region runs from base 115 to 678 and encodes 187 amino acids. The record is from RefSeq and is a predicted model, not a curated record. Gene Ontology annotation, molecular function: nucleoside diphosphate kinase activity. The transcript is spliced from 5 exons.
CUCCACUCUUUCUUCCCCCCACCCUCUGCCCCGCCUCCCUUUCUUCCCUCCCUCGAAGCUUUAUAGUCCCGCUCGCUCGUUCAGCUUUCAGGCUGCGCCCCGGGGUCGGGCGCCAUGACGGGCCUCUUAGGGCGCGUAUCGCUGCGGAGACUGUUGUGCAGACUGCGGACCCCGGUCUCCAGUCUGCUAGUGCGCCCCAGCUCGGGAGGGCCCUCCUGGACCUGGGAGCAGACCCUGGUGGCCGUGAAGCCAGAUGGGGUGCAGCGGCGGCUUGUUGGGGAUGUGAUCCGGCGUUUUGAGAGGAGGGGCUUCAAGCUGGUGGGGAUGAAGAUGCUUCAGGCACCGGAGAGCGUCCUUGCUGAGCACUAUCAUGACCUUCGGAGGAAACCCUUCUACCCAGCCCUCAUCAGCUACAUGAGCUCCGGCCCUGUGGUGGCCAUGGUCUGGGAAGGCCCCAAUGUGGUCUGCACCUCAAGGGCCAUGAUAGGACACACUGACUCAGCUGAGGCUGCUCCUGGCACCAUUCGAGGAGACUUCAGCUUCCACAUUACCAGGAACGUCAUCCAUGCCAGCAACUCCGUGGAGGAGGCCCAGAGGGAGAUCCGGCUGUGGUUCCAGAGCAAUGAGCUGGUAGACUGGGCAGACGAAGGCUACCGCAGCAGCCUCUACCCAUCCUGAGCCUCAGGAUGCCCUCAGCUGUCCCAUCAUUCACUCGGGACCAACUACCUCUGUCCACAUGAACUUGAGCCCACCCCUGUGUUCUGCCUGUCUGUCUCAGACCACUUCCCUGUUUACCUUCCGCCCCAGCCCAGAUCAGCUGAGCCAACUUUAUGUGCCUUUUGUAUUCUAAGCCAGCAAGAGAUUGGAUCAAAUCCUUUCCAUACCACAAUGCCAGACCACCUUUGGGGUGUCUCCAGAAAUGGGUAGUUUAUCCUCCACUCCCCCAAAGGGGAGACAUUAAAACUCACUGUGCCGUGC